This is a messenger RNA of Pararge aegeria (speckled wood butterfly), 1431 nucleotides long. RefSeq lists its product as uncharacterized. The transcript has 6 exons. Bases 158 to 898 code for a protein of 246 amino acids. The record is from RefSeq and is a predicted model, not a curated record. NCBI's taxonomy places the organism in Eukaryota, Metazoa, Arthropoda, Insecta, Lepidoptera, Nymphalidae.
UACAUGUACAAAAGUAAACAAUAGCAAGAUAUGCAACUUCCAAAGCUAUAAAAGUGUCGUUUACAAAAUUCUCUGGGAUACGUAGCAACUAUUGAGUAACAGUUCAACAUUUAGGAAUACGAUUUUUUACAACAAUUCUGAGUAGUAAUAAUUAAAGAUGUGUCCUAUUAGGCUUUUAAUUAGUGUAUGUGCAAUAGUGGUGUAUGUACAAAUGGCUAGCUCCGAGAAAGAGGCGGUAGAAAUUCAGAAACUAUUUUCCAAGUGCAAAAUGAAAUCACCCGACUUCGAUGCCUGUAUGAAACGGGUUUUCAACAAACUUCGUCCAUAUUUCAAACGAGGUAUUCCAGAACUAGGAGUGGCCCCGUUUGAUCCCCAUUUCGCAAAAGAAGUUAAUCAGGUGCGCUCUAUCUUCGGCAUGGGUUACACACUCACUUUGAAAGAAGUGUUCGAGCGCGGAUGGUCGACAUCUACUGUUACCAAAUUUAAGACCGAUUGGGAAAAUCAGCGCAUAAUCUACUCACAAUAUUUUCCAGAAAAAUGGCUAGAAGGAAAUUAUGAAUUUAAGGGUGAUCUUUUCGGACUGGAAACGCUCCGGUCUGGCCGCUGGAACAUGACAUUAAGAGACUACUCGCAGACGACGCGGAUCAAGCGCAACGGCAGCGGUGUUGACGUCCACGUCGAAGUCGACCACAUUGGGGACAUGGAUAUUCAUGUGGGCAAUCUUUUAAGUGGCAGAAGUAUUAUGGAGCAAGUACUGGAUCGCAUAAUAAACGCCACGUGGAAGCCAGGUUUCGCAGUUAUACGACCGCUGAUUAACGACCUCGUCAGCACUGCCUUUACAGAUAUUUGGAGCAAGUCCUUCAAAGACUUCCCCUUGAAGUCAUUCAUCACAGAAUAGUGAAGAUUAUUUUUAUUUAUUUUGUAGUAAAAGCUCAUAUACCUCUACUGUAAAUAGUAAUAUUAGUACUUAGUGAGCGUUAAAAAUUACGUGAGGUGUUCUUUAAUUUUCUGUCCAUCCCUCUCCCUCUGGUGAGAUGUUUGAUUUUAUUCAACCCCCUCUCUCAUCCCCCAAUCUGAUAUUUUUCAAAAUGUGGGUUUCUAACGUAAAGGCGUUGGAUUGUUACUGUAUAAAGACCAAUGGUAUGAUUUUUUUGUUCCAAUCAGGAAAAAAAUUGCGUGAUAUUUUCCGAGACCCCCCUCUCUCCGUUAGAUUAGAUGAGAUUUGACUCUACCCCCUCCCUAAUAUCUCACGUAUUUAUGAACGCCUCCUUAAGAAAUUAACAUAUUAAAAUAGUUAAGUGUUCAAUAUUGUUAGAUAGAUAUUUGAAUAUACUUAAUUGUACUAGUCGAGAAUAGUUUAUAUUCUAAUGUGGAAUGAUGUCAAAAAAUAAAAUCCAGUGCAUACAGACUUGAAGAGAACGUCAAUAGAAA